AUAGGUACAAGUAAUGGCUCUGUCCUGGUGUUUCAUCUUACAAGUGGUCUCUUACACAAAGAAUUAAGCAUCCAUUCCUGUGAAGUCAGGGGAAUUGAGUGGAUAAGCUUGAGUGGGUUUAUUUCCUUUGCCACAUCAACACCUAACAAUCUGGGGCUAGUGAGGAAUGAGCUGCAGCUGGUGGACCUACCAACAGGCAGGAGCAUCGCAUUUCGUGGGGAGCGAGGCAAUGACGAGCCAGCUAUUGAAAUGAUAAAGGUGUCUCAUUUGAAGCAGUAUCUAGCUGUAGUAUUUAAAGACAAACCACUGGAGAUCUGGGAUGUCAGAACAUGCACUCUGCUCAGAGAAAUGUCUAAAAACUUCCCUACAGCAACUGCUUUGGAGUGGUCACCUUCUCAUAAUUUAAAAAGCCUGAGGAAGAAGCAGUUAGCAGCCCGUGAGGCCAUGGCCCGGCAGACGGUUGCAUCAGAUACUGAAGUCAGCAGUGUAGAAUCUUCUGUGAUCAGCUUGUUACAGGAAGCCGAAAGUAAAUCGGAGCUGAGCCAGAACAUUUCUGCCAGAGAGCACUUUGUGUUUACAGGUGCUGAUGGGCAGGUUUAUCAUCUCACAGUAGAAGGCAACUCAGUAAAAGACAGUGCAAGAGUUCCUCCUGAUGGAAGUAUGGGUAGCAUUACAUGUAUUGCCUGGAAGGGGGAUAUCCUCGUUCUUGGAGAUGUUGAUGGAAACUUAAACUUCUGGGAUUUGAAAGCUAGAGUAUCCAGGGGAAUUCCUACACACCGAAGCUGGGUGAAAAAGAUACGUUUUGCCCCAGGGAAAGGAAAUCAAAAACUUCUUGCAAUGUACAAUGAUGGAGCAGAAAUUUGGGAUUCAAAAGAGGUACAAAUGGUGAGCAGUUUAAGAAGUGGAAGAAACGUCAAUUUCCGAAUCCUGGAUGUGGACUGGUGCACUUCAGACAAAGUGGUCUUGGCAUCAGAUGAUGGGUGCAUUAGAGUUCUAGACUUGUCCAUGAGACCAUCGUGUUUUAGAAUGGACGAACAGGACUUAAUAGAACCUGCAUGGUGCCCCUAUCUGCUUGUUCCAAGGGCUUCAUUAGCUUUAAAAGCAUUCUUGUUGCAUCAGCCAUGGAAUGAGAAAUAUUCUCUAGAUAUUAUGAACACUGAUUAUGCAGAGAAUGAAAAUAUUAAAAACCUUCUUCAAGAGCAGUUGAAUUCAUUGUCCAAUGACAUAAAGAAACUUUUACUUGAUCCGGAUUUUACUCUCUUGCAAAGAUGUCUCCUAGUUGCCAGACUGUAUGGAGAUGAAUCUGAACUGCAUUUCUGGACUAUUGCUGCCCACUAUUUGCACAGCUUAUCCCAGGAAAAGCCUGCAAAACCAGCAGACACAGCUGUCCUUCAAGAACAGUUGCUUAAUCCCUUGGAUAUAUGCUAUGACAUACUUUGUGAAAAUUAUUACUUCCAGAAAUUCCAACUUGAAAGGGUAAAUCUCCAGGAAGUGAAGAGAUCAACAUAUGAUCAUACCAGGAAAUGUGCUGAUCAACUUCUCCUCUUGGGCCAGACUGACAGAGCAGUGCAACUAUUGUUAGAAACAAGUUCAGAGAAUGCACAUUAUUACUGCGAUUCACUCAAAGCUUGCUUGGUCACAACUGUUACCUCAUCAGGACCAUCUCAAAGUACCAUUAAACUGGUAGCAACCAACAUGAUAGCUAAUGGAAAGCUCGCAGAGGGUGUACAGUUACUGUGUCUGAUCGAUAAAGCUGCUGAUGCCUGUCGUUACUUGCAAACUUAUGGCGAAUGGAAUCGCGCAGCAUGGCUUGCAAAGGUUCGUUUGAACUCCGAGGAGUGUGCUGAUGUGUUAAAGCGUUGGGUAGAUCACCUUUGCUCUCCACAAGUCAACCAGAAGUCCAAAGCUAUUCUUGUCCUCUUGUCACUUGGAUGCUUUGCAAAAGUUGCAGAAAUGUUGCACAGUAUGAGGUACUUCGAUAGAGCAGCUUUAUUUGUUGAAGCUUGUCUGAAGUACAGGGCGUUUGAAGUUAAUGAUGAUACAAAUAAAUUGAUCCAUGCUGUAUAUGCAGAUUAUGCCAGAAGCUUGAAGCUCCUGGGCUUUAAACAGGGAGCUAUUCUCUUUGCCUCAAAAGCAGGAGAAACUGGUAAAGAGUUACUGACUGAGCUCAAACAGCCUAAAGAGGAAGUGACACAAGAGUAA
Cariama cristata (Red-legged seriema) is the source of this 2202-nucleotide messenger RNA. RefSeq names its product WD repeat domain 11 (gene WDR11). The annotation marks the transcript as partial. Gene Ontology annotation, cellular component: cytoplasm. The transcript has 19 exons. NCBI's taxonomy places the organism in Eukaryota, Metazoa, Chordata, Aves, Cariamiformes, Cariamidae. Gene Ontology annotation, molecular function: protein binding. The record is from RefSeq and is a predicted model, not a curated record.